AUGGCGGCCACCGACGAGAAGGCAGGCAAGAUAAAAAACAGCAUUCAAACAAAAUUAAACAAUUGUGAAUUCUACGAAGCUCACCAACUCUACAAAGUUUUAUUUUUUAGAUACAGUUCACAAAAGAAAAACAAAGAAGCCCUUGAUUUAACUUAUGAUGGAUCUUUGGCCUUAUUCAAUGCACAGCAGAUGUCCAGUGGUGUUGAUUUGGCACUCAUUUUUGUUGAUUUUCUUGAAAAGUCCAAUGCCACACCCGAUAGUGAAAAUAUAGCCAGAGUAUCAAAGUUACACAGUCUUAUUGCAAUGGAUCAUGUCGAACGACAAAAGUUUGUCGGCUUGGCUCUACAUUGGGUACACAAGUGCAGUCAUGCUUUGUUACAUGGGGAGUUUGGCAUUAAUUAUUGGCAUGAAAAAGAUUACAUUCAGGCAAGAUAUCACCUGGUGAGAUCGCACAAAGGGGAGGCUUGUGCAUCCAUGUUGAUUGAGUAUCAUGUCACAUGUGGCUAUCCCAACGAAGUAGAUCUCUUCAUUGUUCAAGCCGUUCUACAGAUCUUGUGUCUGACAAACAAGCAGAUAGCAGCCACAUGUUUCAAUCGCUACACAUCCAAACACCCGCAAGUUGAAGCAGGCCCUCCCUAUAUCAAGCCACUUCUAAACUUCCUCUGGAUGUUGCUUAUUGCAAUUGAUAAAGGUAGUUUGAGCAUAUUCACAGUCUUGUGUGAGCAGUAUGACUUGUCACUGAAGAGAGAUCCCAGCUAUCAUGAUUAUUUGGCAAGGAUUGCUCAUAUUUUUUUUAAUGUCAGCCCACCGAAAAAAAACAAUUAUGGAAUUUUUGGUUAG
Helobdella robusta is the source of this 840-nucleotide messenger RNA. RefSeq lists its product as hypothetical. Gene Ontology annotation, molecular function: protein binding. Gene Ontology annotation, biological process: protein insertion into ER membrane. The record is from RefSeq and is a predicted model, not a curated record. Lineage: Eukaryota; Metazoa; Annelida; Clitellata; Rhynchobdellida; Glossiphoniidae. Gene Ontology annotation, cellular component: BAT3 complex; cytosol. The transcript is spliced from 9 exons. Bases 1 to 840 code for a protein of 279 amino acids.